UUGCCAUUGGCAUCGCUCAGUUUCGUAUUCGUGUCGGAACGUGGCGCUACACCGUGCUCAAGGAUACGCGUCCAGCUAGUACCCAAAACGUUAGUAAAUCGCAAAAAGGGCACAAUCGACUUGAACCAAAUCCACCAAAUCUCUGUUAGUGUGUGCCCCAGUGUGUCCGUGUGUGUUAUUACAUUUUAUUGGCGUGUGCAGCAAAUACAAAAAUACCAAAAAAAAAAAAAAAAAAAAAAAUACAAUAAAUGCAAAAAUUAAUUAUUUAUUUUACAAUUUCGCAUAUGCAUAAACCGGGCCGUAUCGUUGCAUUUAAAUGCUGAUUGAAAUGUUAAACACAGAUUAAAUAUUGAUGCAACCGGGCGAAAUAUUUGCUGUUAUUGCUGCUUGUUGCAUUCCAAUUUGUAAUCUUUGAGGCCCGUGUUCACGCGACGCGACGCAACGCGACGCGAGGCGUGGCAGCUACCCCAGGCCUUGGCCCGUCCCGGCUCAGCGUUUAAAUGAGCAGCCAGUGUGCUUGCUUCAGUCGUGUGCGUGUGUAUGACUUUAUUAAAAAUUGUUAAUUCACAAAAAGUAUAACGUGCGCGUGUUCAGCUCGAAAGUAUUUUACACGUUGUUUGUGGACAUUUUUUGUUGUCGAUUUUCACAUAAAUAUCACAUGCGUCGCUCAAGCUCAGCCGCGACUCACGACACGCGCUCGUUAAUUGUGUUUCCAUCUUUACAUUGAAAAUAUUCCGAAUGCACGGUAUUUGUUAAAUCCUAGCUUAACGCACAUGUCCCAUUUUUCAACGGCAAAAUUAAUAACAAGCAUACGACGCGUUGGCCCAGCCCCCGGUAAUUGUCAUUGUUUAACGUGCGGCUUGACUUGCAUUUAAAUCACUUCUUAAUGAAGUGCACAACAUCUGCUGGCAGGAUUACUUGCGAACUGUGAAUGCAACUGAACAAUGCAACACCUCAAUACGCUGCUGCGGCAACAACUCCAAAAGCACAAAACUUGUGCUCAGGGCACAAAAAAAAAGUGUACAUGAAACAACUUAAUUAGUUGUUGUCGAGCAAAAAGCCGUGUACAUUGCAGCCAGCCAGUUCAAGGAGCGCGCCUGCGGCUGUGGAGGGCGCCACAUUGCAGCGAAUUUUAAGAAAUAUUUGCUCAUUUCGCUUCAUUAGUGUUAGCGAGCAUGUUUAAGGCCAAAUAGGGCUGCUGCAGUUGCAGCCAGGGCCCGGCCAAAUACUGAGCCCAAGCCACGCGCUCCCCCUCAAGCGCAACUUUUGUUCUCACGCGCGCUCGUUAGUGUUGCGGUGUGUGUGUUAAAAUUAAAAAAAUACUAAUAAAAAAAAAAAAAAAAAGGAACAACGUGUAACGAAUCGCAAAAAAGAUAUACACGACAAGUGCGUAUUCGCAUAAAUUGUAUUAUUCAGGAGAAAUGCAUUAGCUGCGUUCCAAGGCAACGUCUAGAACUAGAACAAAUUCGCGCUUCCGCACAACCGAUACGGCAACUACUUCCUUGACAAUGCACAUAACAACUUCCUACGGCAACGUCUGGCAACGCCAAUAUUUGGCGCUAUUCACAUUGCUGCUGCUGCUCUUGGCAGCACACAUCAAUAUUGCUUCCGGUCAAAUCGAUUGGGACGACGACGACGAUCCAGUUAGCACUGUGGCUGUGGAGGCCGUGCUGGGACGCACCGCAUCCUUGCCGUGUGACAUUGAGCCGGAGGCAAAGGACGACCGUGUCUAUAUGGUACUCUGGUUCCGUGAGACCGCUGGCAAACCACUUUACAGCUUUGAUGUGCGCGGGCGGCCCUUUGAGAAGGCACUCUACUGGUCAGAUACCAAUUCAUUUGGGCCACGUGCGUAUUUUGUUACCGGACAGCAGCCAGCGAAAUUAUCUGUGGAAAAUAUACAGCUGGAUGAUGAGGGCGUUUAUCGCUGUCGCGUGGACUUUCAGAACUCGCCAACGCGCAAUCAUAGAAUUAAUUUAACGGUCAUUGUUCCUCCGCAUCAGAUACUCGUGUAUGAUGCCUCAGGCCGAGAUGUGGCUGGCGCUGUGGGUCCAUUGCUCGAGGGCGAUAAUAUUGUGUUGACAUGUGAAGUGCGUGGCGGUCGACCUGAGCCCACUGUCACAUGGCUGAACGGCUCCAGGACUCUGGAGGCUGGCAGCGGCAUAUCGAUGGGCCGUCAUGUAACUGUAAAUCGACUGGAGGUGCCACAAAUAACGCGUGCGGCACUCAACAACACCUAUCGCUGUCAGGCGUCCAACACCAAGCUUGUGGCGCCCGUCGAGCGCAGCAUACGCAUUGAAAUGUUACUGAAGCCGACAUCGGUCAAUUUGACCAACAAGUUGAAGGUAUUCUCAUCGAGCACACAAUAUAAUCUUACGUGCAUUGUGGCCGGUUCGGUGCCGGAUACGGAAAUCAGAUGGACACAGAAUAAUCGACCCUUCAAACGUGGCACGCUGUCAACGAGCCAGGGCAAUGGACGCGUGCUAUCCACUUUGUCAUUUUAUCCACAGCCUGAAGACGAUGGCACCAUGCUCAAAUGUGAGGGUUCAAAUCCCCGAUUACAAAACUCUGCCAUCGAGGAUUCGCUCAUGCUGAAUGUCAUGUAUCCGCCACAGGUCAGCUUGUCCCUGGGCUCCACCCUGCGGCCUGAUGAUAUUAAGGAAGGCGAUGAUGUUUACUUCGAGUGCCACAUCAAGGCGAAUCCCAAGGAGCAUCGCAUAACCUGGUCGCACGAUGGCCUGCCCGUUACACAGAACGUCUCCUGGGGCAUCAUCAUAUCCACACGCAGCCUGGUCCUGCAGCGCGUGGGUCGCGUACAUUCCGGCUACUAUGCCUGCUCGGCGGCCAAUGAUCGCGGCGAGACGCAGAGUGCGCUGGUCAAUCUUCGAAUACGCUAUGCGCCCGUUUGCAGCAGCAGUGUGAUUGGGGUUAUUGGCGCCUCCUUGGAGGAGGCGGUGCCCAUACCAUGUCGGGUCAACUCCGAUCCACCGGAAAUCGAUUUCGAGUGGACAUUCUCAAGCAGCGGCGAGCAUUUCGAGGUGCCAUCGGGACACUAUGCGACCAUACAGGAUCCAACCAUGAGCACCAGCAGCGAUGUGCGACGCACCGUUGUCGAGUCCAAUGAUACCCACUUUGAGAGCUACGUGGAAACUGUUAGUGAGCUGAUCUAUACGCCGAAGGGCGAACGGGACUAUGGCACGCUGGCGUGUUGGGGCCGGAAUGCGAUUGGCAAACAGUCGGAGCCGUGUCUAUUUCAGGUGGUGCCAGCGGCCAAGCCGGGCGCUCUGCGCAAUUGUACGCUGCGUCCGUAUGUGGUGACCUCCGCGUCGUUGAAUUCAUCGAAUCAGACGACAAUGCAUGGCAAUCAAAUGCUGCAAACACAAUACGGCAGACACGAUGCGAAUUAUCCGCACAUGGAAUACGUACGUGAGCGCAAUAAUGCCAGCAAUAAUGGACGGAACAAUGUGGCUGCAUCAGCUGCCAAUAAUAAAAAUAUGAAAGGCAAAGGCAAAAUAAAUGCUGGCCCAGUUAAAUCUAAUAAGCCGCAGCAGCAGCAGCAUCAGUCGGAGCAAAGAUAUCAUCUGAAUCAACAGCAAUUGCAGCGUCUAAAAAAGCGCACAUCAUUUACACCGUCGCAGACAUUGGCGGCCAUUGAGCGUGGCAAGAAGCAGCAGCAAUUGCUGCUGGCCAAGGCAGCUGCCACGCCCACAGUUGGCUUCAUCAAUAACAAAACUGAUGGAUUACUGGCCAAGCAGCCAAAGCAGUCGAACCAGCCACAGGACACCAAGCGGCGUCUGCGACGCGCUCAAAACUGCUCAAGACAGCCGCAACAACAACAACAACAACAACAACAACAACUACAACAACAGGAAGAGCAGCAGGAAAAAAUGCAACGUGCAACAAAAUCAAAUUUAUCAUUGUCACAUAUAAAACAGGCUGAAAUAGUUGCUGGCUCGAAUGUCAAAAGCAACAACGGCAAACUGCCAGCAAAGUAUUUUAAUAAGCGACAGAAAAACAUGCACAAACAGCAACAGCAGCAGCAACAACAGCCGCAGCAGGGGCAACAACAAGGACUAAGCAGCGAGGUAAACGAGCACAACAUAAUCCAUCAUUUUGCAACAGCGAGACGAGGCAAGCGCCAAGCAGCAAAUGACAUUACAGCAGCAGCAGCAGCAGCAGCAGCAGCAGCUACGCCAGCAGCAGCAGCAACAGCAGCUGACACAACAGCAACAACCAAGUCAGACUCAGCAGUUGCUGAUGUCGAGAACGAUGCCAGCAGCAGCAGCAGCAGCAGCAUCGGCGACAUUGACACAAUGCUGGCAACAAUGCGGGCACGCAAAUCUUUGGAGGUGAUUGGCAAUGAGAAAGUCAAGAACAGACUGUUGCCACCGAAUGCGCCACAAAUUAGCAACAAGCCGGCGGCAGCAGCGCAACAAAUGGCAGCAGCAAUUAGCAGCAACAAUAAGCAAGCAACAGCAGCAGCAGCAGCAGUUGCAGUUGAAGUCAAGACAAACCUGGGCAAAGAUAGCGCGCCUUUGUCCACAGAUCCGGCAAGAGCUGAGCAGGCGGAUAACAACGACAAUGCAGACAAUGAUGAGGACAAUGAUGAAGCUGAUGCUGAUGAGGAUGACGUUGCGAUUGCUGACGAAGAUGCUGAGGAGCUGCAAGCAGACGACGACGACAACUACGUGGCAGAUGAGCCCGCCGACUUGGCGGACUAUGAAACAGGCGAACAACAACAACAACAACAACAACAACAAGAACAACGACAGCGACAGCAUGUUGAUAUUUCUAGCCUGGAGCAGCAGCUGGACCUGGAAUCAUUAGAGGAUGAUGAUGCGGAUGCCGAUGCCGAUGUUGAUGUCGAUGAUGAUAUCUACAAUGUUAGCGACGAUGAUUUUGUGGCCAGCGUGGCGCUGUCUACCGCAGAAGCAACAACAACAGCAACAACAACAACAACUACAGUGAAGCCGCAACCAAAACAACAGCAACAUCUGCCCCCCACAUCUCCGCCAGCCGAGUGGCAGCAACCCCAUUUCGAUUACUCACGCAUGGAGUACAGCUUCAGCAAUGGCGUGGUCACUCAAAGUCUCAUUGGUGGCGGCGCCAAUGGCUACGAUGGCAAUGCGAUGGCUGGCGGGGGCGGGGGCGGGGGAACCAUCAAUUUUGACAACUAUGACAACAUAAUAUACUCGACCAUGGAGCUGGAGUGCAUGCCCGGCUAUGAUGGCGGUCUGCAACAACAGUUCUAUCUGGAGGCCUACGAUUCAAAGACCAAAAAGUUACGACUAAACAUGAGCAGCACCUAUAUGGAUGUGCCAGUUUUUCGCAUCGAUCUGUCUGAUCUCACUCCGAUGGACUACUAUCCGGACGCGCAUCCAGCGCUGCAUUUGGUCGUCUACAGCGUCAACCAGAAGGGACGCUCCGAGCCGAUUGUGCUGGAGAAUGUGCCCAUCAAUGAGGCGGACAAGCGUUCAGAUGGACGCAUGGGUCUAUCCAUAUUGCCGCUGGCCGCACUGCUCACCGGAACGCUCUUCACCGUGGGCAUCGCCGUGUUGUUUGUGGUUGUCAUUGCGGUGCGUCGACGCCGCUGCCAGGGCGCCCGGAAUUUGUGCGAUGACAAGGACAAGCACUUGGGCAUGGAUGUGACGGUGACAGCGCCCCUGGAAACGGGCGCCGGGCAUCAGCGACUGGUCGUCGCCUACACGCUCAAGCAGGGCAUUGAGAAGCAGCCGGACAUACUGAGUGCACAGAAAAGCGCAACUGGCAGCGACACAUCCUCACCGCUGGGAAAUCGACAGAGUGGUUCAUUUAUGGGCGGUAGCAAUGGGCCAGCGACUAGCGGUGCAUCGGCGAGUCAUAAAACAGCCGAUUAUGAGGUGAAUGCGCCGCACCUGAACAGCCCGCCGUCACAGUCGAGCACUCUGAAACUGGAAAGUGAGAAUGCGGCGAAAAGUUACCAGACGCCAGCGGCGACAGCCUCGCUGCUGUACGAUGCCAUGCCCACGCUCAGUCGGUACGAGCAGCUGGGCUUGAACAUGGGCAGCUAUGCCGGCGGCGCCGGCGCCGGCGCCGGUGGUGGUGGUGGUGGUGGUGGUGGUGGUAUUGGCAGCAACAGUACGCUGAGCUCGGCCGGAAGCGUGGCGAACUCGACGAGCAAUGCGCUUGGCAAUGGCGGGCACUAUGCACAGCAUAUGCAUCAUACGCUGCCCCAUGGUCUGGCCUCGGGCAGCCUGCCACGCGGACGUGAUCCGCUAACUUUGGCCGAUUAUCUGACCACCAGCAGCCUGAUUGACUAUAAUCUGAGCAAGUCGGCGGCGGCCACAGCAGCACCGCUGCCCACGCACAUGACGCUGCCGAAGGGCCUGGGCCAUGUCGGCGGCAUGGCCGGCACAAGUCUGUCGCCCUCGCAGCUGACAACCAUUACACAGAAAUCGAAUGCCGGACGCAAUCACAUCAUCACGGACACGCUGCCCGGCCCGGAGAGCUGCGUCUAAAGCUUGCGUGCGGACGAGCUAUCAAAUUCCUGGCAACAAACAAAAGACUGGCGCACAUCAGAAGCAGAUUAAAAAAAAAAACGGAAACAGAAAUCGAAUACAGAGGCAGCAGCAAAUGCAGUAGUUGAAAGUGAAAUACGUAUAGUAUAUAUAUAGAGCAUAUAGAACUAGGUCUAAACUUACCAAAAAACCAAAAAAAAAAAAAAAGGGAAAAAAACUAACUAUUCGUAACUAGCAGAGUUCGACGACGAAAUGUCUCUAAGCAUUAAAUUCUAAUUGUUAGACUUAAAAAGUAGCUUUUAAAUUUAGUCAAUGUAUGUGUUCGUGUGCAUGUGUGUCUCUGGUUGUUUGUACAUGUUAGUGUAAAUGUAUUUCUAGCCGUAAGCAUACAUAACACUCUAAUAUAUAACUAUAUAUAUUCAUAUAUAGUGUGCUAUAUAGUGCUUGGCCUUCAGCAUCAAGUUUGCCCAUUUGCGACUUCAUUCACAGACUUCCCUUAAUAUCUGUCAUUGAAAAGCUAUCAAGCAUAUCAAACACUGUAAUAUCUAUGCAUAUCUUUUGUAACACAUUAAUCAGAUAUUAGCUUAUACUCAUUUUUUCAUACCUGGAAACAUUUAUGUACAAAUUCUAAAAGAUCACAAGAAUGGAAUCUGUGCACAUUUUAUGAUACACAUCUUUUGAGAGAUCAUCUGUGUACAUCUUCUUAAAAGUUAUCAGGCUCGUUGACAAAUCCUAAAAAGUAUUACCCCGAAUACAACAUCAUAAAAGAUCUUAGCGUAUUGGCUUGCGAUUCCUAAAAUCAAAGAUAUAUUUGUGUGCUGAUAUUCCAGGAUUAUCAUCUAUUAAAAACUUCUAUAACCGAAAGAAGUUGUCGUCACGGCGAGUUCCUAUUAAUUCGAGUAACCCAAACUAUAUACAAAUACGCAUGCUUGAUGCUGAAAGCGAGGCCAGAACUAUAAAAAAAAACCGUCUUGUUAAAUUGCUGUGUACUUCCAAGCAAAACCCAAAGUGUUGUUAAAACUGUUUUUAUUUUUAUUGUUGUUCAUUUUUUUUUUCUUUACACUAUAUGAGAACAUAUCCCGAUAAAAAAAAAGCACAUAUCCUUUGCUGUCUAACCGAGCCUAUACCGCAACUAUUUGAACUGCUGCCCAAGAUCAAAGCCUAAAGCAAGCGAUUCGCAUUCGGGAGCAGUCCAUGGGGAAAAAGUUAUAUUGGACACGUCUUGCGCCAUUGCCUGCCCAGAGAGAGAGUGUGUGUGAGGAGGUGGAGGAGGAGGAGGAGGGAGCCAUUGUGGCCAUUAUUUAACUUUUAAACACGCGCCAGAAACAGCAGCCCGGCAGAUUUGAAUUUAAUGGGCAUUGGCCAGGGCCAUGAGCCGGUCGGCCAGCCAACAAGUGAGCAAUAAAGAAAAGUUUAGAAAAAUAUGCGAUAACCGCCCUGUGGAUAACCAUAAUAAGCUCACGAACGAUUGAAUGGCUAUGGAGCACAAUAAAAACUGGCCAACAACUCGAACUGGGCACGGAUUUGUGCGCACGAUAGCGCAAAAUGAUGACAAUAAAUGGAAAAGUUUUUAAUAAGCCAAUAAAAUGAUUUAUGUAGCUAACAUUGAGCCAAACUCAGCAGAUUUAUAAACUCAUAGGACUAAAAUGUUGUCCACAUGUUGAUUUGCCAACUGGUUCUCCACAAUUUGAUAAGCACGACUUUCAAUUCGAAAUAUUAUACAAACUCUGGCCUAUUUUUUAUCACAAGCUUAAACAUACAACGAAUUAUUUAGUCGAAAUUUAUUGGCUCUGGCAGUUUGGUGGUCGGGGGCAGCUCAAAAAAGUUACUGGAAAAUUGCAUUUUAAAUAAAUAAACAAACAAAAAAAAAUGGAACGAAAAACAAAUGAAACUUUCGAUAACAUAUUUAAUAAAUUUUGAUGCCUUUCGAAAAGGCAUGGCAAUUGUUAUCAAGGCAUAUAUUCGCAUAUCAGAAAUGCAUCUAAUACGUUUAAACUAUUAAGCAUGUUCUUAAAUGAAUAAGUGUUCAAAAGUUGAUCAUAUCAUUUCGUUUUCUAGGAUCUACAAUUUGCAUUUCGUACGAAAAACCCAAAAGAAAAAAAAAACAAAAAACAAUAUCGAUUGAUUACUUAAGUAUCUUAAGAAUAGCGAAAUCAUAAAUAUAUAUAUAGUGUGUGUAAAAACAAAACAAAACAAAGUUGUAAAACCCGGAAAAAUGUCAUAGAUCAUAUGGAAUGCUAUAGGUAAAAAAUAAAUAUAUAACUGUCAAAAAAUCAGAAACUUCCUCCAACGUGUAUAAGCGAAUGUCCCCCGCUGUAGAUAUUCAAUACGAGUAGUUGAAACUUUCAGAAACGAAAUCAUGUAGUGCUACAUACAAUAUAACCAAAGAGAUAAAAAAAAAAGUGAAUAACGAAAAGGAAAAAUGUAUCAACUGGGCCUCAAAGAGGGCAAAGCAUUGUACAUAAAUACAUAAGGAAAACCAACGUAAGCACGACGAUUGUAACUAUCUAUGUAAAAAUGCUUAAAAUAUUUGUGAUAAAGUAAUAGUGUUAAUGAUAAGUAAUAAAACAUGACAUAUUAUGAAAAAUAAA
Messenger RNA from Drosophila virilis, 9085 nucleotides. RefSeq names its product sidestep III (gene side-III). NCBI's taxonomy places the organism in Eukaryota, Metazoa, Arthropoda, Insecta, Diptera, Drosophilidae. The record is from RefSeq and is a predicted model, not a curated record.